Molecule: messenger RNA, 6672 nt
Organism: Oryzias melastigma (Indian medaka)
Lineage: Eukaryota; Metazoa; Chordata; Actinopteri; Beloniformes; Adrianichthyidae
Product: ras/Rap GTPase-activating protein SynGAP
Exons: 20
Coding region: 1068-4874 (1268 amino acids)
Biological process (GO): regulation of GTPase activity
Source: RefSeq, a predicted model, not a curated record
UUCCCCCAAAAUGAACUUUAUUUGCGCCCGAGCCUCAUUCCCAGCGUAAUUAUGGUGCGCAGUGGGCGGCCUGCGUCAUUUCGCUCCAGUCUUCGGUGGGGAAUAGACGCUCCGGGGACGCGCGAGCUCUGCGCGCGCGGGCUGCGCUGCCUCGCUCACUCAGGAGAGGAGGCGUUGCUUUCCGCGCCGUCUUUUUACGCGCAGUCCCCGCCCUCCACGGAGAGACUUGUGCACGCACCUUUCAGGGCGCAGGAAGGCAAAGGCCGUCCAUGCAGAUUGGCACAGGACUCACCUCUUCACGACCGUCAUUAGUGCGUUAUUUUUAUGGGUUUUUGGGGGUGAUGUGGGGACGUUGAUCCACGCUGCGUGAACUACAGAACCUCUCCUCUUGCAAAUCGCAGCAUCCAGACUCGGAACAUCGUUUUUGGUUUAUUUUGCUCUCAUUUUUUUCCUGGAUUUUCUUUAUUUUUGGGAGGAUUUUUCUUUAGGAUGGAGGUCUAACCGCGCGCAAAAUGGAAUAAGGCUGCUAUCCAGAGUUGGCAUAACCAUUUUAAUAUCUGUAUAAUGUGCCAUUUUUGUUGUUUUAAAUCAAACUAAAUUGUCCAAAGAGGAGUUCCCUGACUGAAAAAGACACAGCAGAAGCCACGGAAUUAUCAUGACCAAAGCCCGCCGAGCUCCUCCUCAUCACCUGGAAAGCUGCGUUUUGCUGGAGCUUCGAGUUGGAGAGCAGGAGGCAGAGGAGGAGGAGAAGGAGGAGAGGCAGAGGGAGGAUGCUGAGCUGCACGGCCGAGCUGAGGCUCCAGUGAUGGACUGAGCAGGGAGCUGAGGACACUCAGCUUCACGUUCUUCCCUCAGAAACCUUUUUUGUUAUUUUUGUCAUGGACUUACUGCAGGUGAGAGGAAGAAGGAGUUGAAGUCAACGUUUUUAUUCUUUACUGGACAUCUCUCAGGUCUGCACUAACUGAUCUGGAACCUCAGCCCCGCAAGUGCCCUGGGAGCCUGCUGGAUCAGAUGUAACUGAUCUGUCUCCAUUUCUUCACAUUAGGAAGUCCCGUGUUUUUGGCUGCAUGGACACAUCUUCAAAGUCGUGGCUGCCGCAUCAGAGUCAGUUUGGGUUGGUUGGUCAAGCGGAGGCUUGCUGUGGUGGAUCUGGAGUUUUAACCCCAAACCAAUCUCGCAGGGCAAGUUUUGCCUCUGUAAGACAGUCUAGCAUGGAGACCCCUCCCAAUACGACCCCACAGCCCUUCAGGCAGCCUAGUUUUCUCAAUCGAAGACUGAAGGGAUCCAUCAAGAGGGCCAAAAGCCAACCCAAGCUAGACCGGACCAGCAGCUUCAGGCAGAUGAUUCUGCCUCGGUUUCGUAGUGCUGACCAGGAGAGGACGCGGUUGAUGCAAAGCUUCAAAGAAUCCCACUCCCAUGAGUCCCUUCUUUCCCCCAGCAGUGCUGCAGAAGCUCUGGAUCUAGUUCUGGAUGAAGACGCCAUAAUCAAGCCGGUCCACUCCAGUAUUUUAGGUCAAGAGUACUGCUUCGAGGUAACAACCAAUUCAGGGACAAAAUGUUUUGCCUGCCGAUCGGCUUCAGAAAGAGACAAAUGGAUUGAAAAUUUGCAGCGAGCUGUCAAACCAAACAAGGAUAACAGCAGACGAGUGGAUAACGUGCUCAAGUUGUGGAUCAUUGAAGCUCGAGAUCUUCCAGCUAAGAAGCGCUACUAUUGUGAGCUGUGUCUGGAUGACAUGCUGUACGCGCGCACCACCAGCAAACCCCGCACCGACACCGUCUUCUGGGGGGAGCACUUUGAGUUCAACAAUCUGCCCACCAUUCGUAGCCUUCGUUUGCACCUCUACAAGGAAACCGACAAGAAGAGGCGUAAAGAGAAAAGCACAUAUAUUGGCCUUGUCAGCAUCCCCAUCUCCAGCAUCACCGGCCGACAGUUCGUAGAGCAGUGGUACCCGGUGAUACAGUCCAGUGUUCUGGCCAAAGGCGGCGGUGUGGGAAGUACCAAAGUCAUCAACGCUUCACUGCGCAUCAAAUCUCGCUACCAGACGAUGAACAUCCUCCCUAUGGAGCUAUACAAGGAAUUUGCUGAGUACAUCACCAACAACUAUCGAACACUGUGUGCCGUCCUGGAGCCGCUGCUGAGCGUGAAGAGUAAAGAGGAGGUGGCCUUCGCUCUGGUGCACAUCCUGCAAAGCACAGGAAAGACAAAGGAGUUCCUGUCAGACAUGGCCAUGUGUGAGGUGGAUCGAUUCAUGGACCGUGAACACUUGAUCUUUCGGGAGAACACGCUCGCUACGAAGGCUGUGGAAGAGUACCUCAAACUAAUAGGCCACAGAUACCUCAAGGAAGCUAUAGGCGACUUCAUUCGAGCCUUAUACGAGUCUGAGGAGAAUUGUGAGGUGGACCCCAUGCGUGUCCCACCGUCCGUCCUUGCCGACCAUCAAGCCAACCUUCGCAUGUGCUGCGAGCUCUUACUCUGCAAAAUCAUCAACUCUCUCUGCAUCUUCCCCCGGGAGCUGAAGGAAGUCUUUGCCUCUUGGAGAGCCAGAAGUGCCGAGCGUGGAAGAGAGGAUCUCGCCGACAGCCUCAUCAGCUCCUCCCUGUUCCUGCGUUUCAUGUGCCCAGCCAUCAUGUCACCCUCGCUGUUCAGCCUGAUGCAGGAGUACCCAGCUGAGCGCACGUCUCGCACGCUCACGCUCAUCGCCAGGGUGAUGCAGAACCUGGCCAGCUUCAGCAAAUUUGGCCCAAAGGAGGAAUACAUGUAUUUUAUGAAUGAGUUCCUGGAGAUGGAGUGGGGCUCCAUGCAGCAGUUCCUCUAUGAGAUCUCCAACUUGGACACGGGAGGAAACGCUGGAGGCUUUGAGGGCUACAUCGACCUGGGCAGAGAGUUGUCCAUGCUCCACAGUCUGCUGUGGGAAGUCAUGGGCCAGCUCAGCAAGGAUGCCAUUUUGAAACUUGGACCUCUGCCCCGCCUACUGAAUGACAUCAGCGUCGCCCUGAGAAACCCGCAGCUUCACAUGCCAACAAAUCAGCAGCCGGAGCGACCAAAGGACAGGCUCUUCACUCGCCCAUCUUUCAAUCGCCUCAUGUCGUCCGACUUCCAAAGCCUUAUGAUGCGUGACUUGAACAGCUCAAUAGACAUCUCUCGCCUUCCAUCUCCCACCACUGGGUUGUCGGCUGUGGAAUCGCUCUCAUCCAACCUGAACAUGAGGCGUCAGGCUGAGCGCGACUUCCGCUCGUCUAGGGAGGUGUUCUAUGUCACCCGCCCCCCACUGGCCCGGUCCAGUCCUGCGUACUGCACGAGCAGCUCAGACAUCACAGAACCCGAUCCAAAGGUUAAAGGGGGUCAUUACGUCCACAGUGUAAAUAAAAGUGUGUCCAUGAUGGACCUUCAGGACUCUCGCAUGAACAGCAUCUCCAACCUGAACUCCGUGGGGGACAUGCUCGCCUCCUCUCAAGCUUCCAUAGCUGGUCUCGGUCACAGUUUUGGGAAUCUCGGUGGGCCUCUGCGUGUUGGGGGGCAUUUGCCGCCAGGAUCAUCCGGUUCGGGUCUCAGACUGAGCCAGAUGGGCCACGUGGGGGGGCCCACAGAGUCCAUAUCCCAGCAACAACAACAAGCAGCAGCAGCAAUGCACUUCCCCCUGUCUUUCCAGAACCCUCUAUUCCAUCUGGCAGCGCAGAACUCCCCAGCUCAGUCCCAGCCUCCCGCUCCUCCUCCACCUCUUCUGCUUGCUCCCGAGCAUGAAAAUGGCCACCCCGACUACCCACCGGCGUUUGGCAACAGCGCUUUUUCCCGCAGCGAGGACUUGUCCGCCCUGCGGUCACAGAGCAGUCUGGUGCAGCCCAGUAUCGUGCACUCACACAGCUACAGUGAUGAUUUCACCCGGCAGAAUCAGAGCAACGAUUUCGCCUGGCACCAACUGUCACUGCAGGUGCAGGAAUCUCUCCAGCAGCAGCACCUGAUGGGAGUCACAUCACAUACAGGCACUGGCACAGGUACUCCCGCCUCCUUGGCCACACCCCCAACCACGGUCCAUCCUGUCCGCCAGACAUCGAUUGCGCCUCACUUAAAGUCUCAGCGUUCUAUUAACACUCCAGCCACUGCCACGCCACCAAAGGUUCGCCCGCAGAGCAGGAACAUCCUCCUUGAUGCCUCUGACACAAACAUGAGCGGUAGCCAGCCAAAAUCACGACCAAGUCAGCAGGCGGCCCAACAGCAGAUGCCUCAGCAGGACGCGCAGACGGUGACAGACAGUCCAGCUCCCGGCCUUCCGUUCCAGACCGGUGCCGCCAAAGAGAACCAAGCCCCGGCGGCAGCUGCAGAGGAGUCCACAGACACACCAACCAAAAGCGGCAAGAAGUCGCAGCUGCAGCCUCCACAGCAGCAUCUCCUCAAACCAGUCGCAAACAAACAGGGGAACAUGAAUGAACGGACGGUCGCCUGGGUGUCCAACAUGCCACACCUCUCUGCUGACAUUGAGAGUCUGCGGCCAGACCGCGAGGGGCAGCUCAAAGAGUAUUCCAAGAGUAUGGAUGAAUCCAGACUAGAAAGGGUUAGAGAAUAUGAAGAAGAAAUUCAUAACCUGAAGGAACGCCUCAAGAUGUCACAUCGCAAACUGGAAGAGUAUGAGCAGAGACUUGUGUCCCAGGAACAGCAGACCAGCAAGAUCCUCCAGCAGUACCAGAACCGCCUGGAGGACAGCGAGCGCCGCCUGAAGCAGCAACAGCUGGAGAAGGAUUCUCAGAUCAAAGGCAUCAUUCACAGACUCCUGGCUGUGGAGGAUGAGCUGAGAGGGGGUGCCAUUCCUGAUAUUAAGCCUCGAAUCCUCACAGACCAGUCUAUCAGCCAGGGCUAUGGGGGCCUCCCAGGAUCCUGACUAUCAGCUCCAAAGUGACCAGAGUUCAUGAUGGUCACUCGAGUGUAAGAGGGCUGAUUCAGAUGUUCCUAAAAGAAAAAAAACAAACAAUCAAGACAGAGCUCUGCAAAGGACAGCUGGAUGCAUCAUGUCACAACAUUACCGAGAACAAACACAUGCACAUGUUUAAAUUUAGCCUCAACCCAACCUUGACAAUCAUCCUAAAGUGAGGACCAACGUGUGCAGUGGUUUCCCUGCACAUGUUGACUGAAAUAUAAGCCAGUGCCACAACAAUGGCAAUAGUGUACUUACUGAUGCUUUCAAACUGUACAGCAGAAUGUAAAACAGGGUGUUAAAAACAAAAGGAGGAAGAAGGAUUGAGAUUUUACCAUUUUGCUUUUAACAAACACGCUAUUCCAUCACAGCAACACUCCCUACAAUCUGUUGUGUUGUUACAAGAUGUGCCAUCAAAGAUUUUGCAAUGCAGAAUCCAAACAAAGACCUGUUUUCUAUUUGAUUUGGAGAUUACAAUGAAACUCCAAUUGUUUAGUUGUAAUAAAAGUAUUUUAGGAUUUUUUACAUUUCGAUGAACAAGACCUACAAUUAGUUGCUUUAUCUUUAUCUUCUUGUUAAUUUUUUCCUCUGCACAGUCACAGCCUUGACUUUCAAUCUACUAAAUAACUAAUUAUUUGAAUGCAUAACAUUUAUUAAUUAUUUUACUUAAAACAUUUUUUAAAAUUGUAACAUAAAUUAUUAUUCUAAGUAUGAUUAGUCAUUCAAAGCAGUGGUACAAAGAGGUAUGCUAAUUUAAAUCAAAACUUUGAAGAGUCACCAAUUUUUAAGUUUGAAAUAACCCAGAAAUUUAGCAGAAGUCAGUUUAAUGCUAUAAAUUUAUGCAACACUGUUUUUCCUGAAUGCAGUAAAGUUUCCAUAAUAAAUUAAAUAUUCUUUCUACACUUAGAUUAACUUGUCAAAUCUGUUUAAUGGAAUAGAAAAUGCCCCAAAAAAGUAGUUGCCAUUAGUUCAGUUUGGUUUCACAAUGUACUUUUCAGGAAAGACCACAGCCUUUGAAGUCUUCAUGCAGUUACAACAACUGCUUGCUAUAAGGGGCAGUAUUUUCCUAAAACAAGCUGUCUAGGAACAACAAUCCCUGCAACAACACAAAAAGCACAAAGUGAAUUGGUUGGUACCACCCUAGAACUGUUAUUACUACACAAUAUCUUCAAGACCAUUUCUUUUAGUGCUGCUUAACACGUAUUUGGGGUAGACGGGGUUUUUUUUUUUAAAUACAGCCCUACUGUACUUUUCGCACUAUAGGGUUCACCUGAUUAUACAGCACACCGUCAAUGAUUGGCUUAUUUUUUUAAAUGAUAAGACGCACUAAUGAGACGACAGAGUCAGAGACAAUUCCAUCAAUCAAUCAGACUUUAUUGACUGCGUUCACAGUAACUUGUUAGUAAACCGCUACACUUUAGCCACAUUAGAAGCAUUAGCCAAGUUAGCGCAUUCACAAUACCCGAAACUUACACAUUUUCUUGCAAUACCUAAAUAAUAGACUGUGACUACACUAACUCUCAACGUUGUUAGUAACAUGUAGCAUAAACUAAUUUUGACACAGCAGCAUAUUAGCAUAUUCACAAUGACACCCAGCCUUGUAUGGAACUUGUUAAAUAAAAAACAGAUUGCUACCGUCAAAAUUAAUGUUACUGUGACAACACUGACUCCACAUUAAAAAAAUAAAUACAUAAUAUUUUGACAUCGCUACAUGUUAGCAUAUUCACAAUAAAACCUAGCCUUGUUUGAAAUUUGUAAAAGGAAA